Molecule: messenger RNA, 657 nt
Organism: Plasmodium yoelii
Lineage: Eukaryota; Apicomplexa; Aconoidasida; Haemosporida; Plasmodiidae
Product: conserved Plasmodium protein, unknown function
Exons: 3
Coding region: 1-657 (218 amino acids)
Source: RefSeq, a predicted model, not a curated record
AUGUCUCAAUGUGUGUGGGAAUUAGUGAGCAUAGAAAAAUCAUUUAUAAAAGAACGUGAUAAUUGUGAUAUUUAUUUAAAUGAAAAUUCACAUGUUUCAAAAUGUCACAAUUUUAAUGAUACAUAUGUAAGGACAGAAAGAGUAGAUUAUGAUUACUCAGAAGAAUUGUCAAAAAAUUCAAUAAAAAAAAAUGAAAAAAAUAAAUUAAAAUUUGAAAAAAUUAUGAACAAAUUUUUUAUUUCUGAUAUUUCUAAAUAUGUAAGGGCUUACGUCAAAAAAAAUGAUAGUAAUAUACGUAAUGAAAUAGGAAUAACAACAAACAUAAAAACAAAAUCAGAAGAUGAACAAUAUUGGAUAAAUAGCUAUAUAUACAAUUUUAUAAGUCAUUGUUUGACUGUCUACUAUGACUGUAAGCAUUAUAUUGUCAUUACACGAUGUAAUAAUUUAAUACAAAAACUAACUGGAACAGGUGAAGGAUAUUACGGAAUUUAUUUUACAAACGGAAAAAAAAUUGGAGGAUUGGAAAAUUUGUUUAUAAACAUAAAACAGGUAAAACAUAUCAGCUAUACUAUUAUGAAGACAUUACAUACAAAAGCAGAAUCAGAAAAGUCUAUUUCAAAUAAUGAUGAAUCUUGUAGCUUCAUAAAUUUGCUUUAA